AUGAAGGUGUUAUACCUUGAAUGGACUGGUAAGCAGGAUGUUGGACAGGAGUUGGUUGAACAUACGUAUGAGGAUAGGGUUUGGGUGGUUAGCAAGGACACUAAAAAGGAGGUGCCUCUUGAUAGGAAUUGUGAAUAUGUAGUUCUUAUAGACAUGGAGACGACCGAAGCUAAGUGUGAAUGCAAGUUGUUUGAGUCUGCGGGAAUCUUAUGUAGGCAUAUAAUAUCGUUAUAUAAUAAGUUGAAAAUUAAGGAGAUACCUGAAAAAUACAUACUACGUCGAUGGCGGAAAGAUGUAUUCCGGAAGCAUACAAUGGUGAAGGUAGCUUAUCACGACCCCUCAAAGACGGAUGAAGUGCAGAACUAUGAUAGAAUGAUGGUGGUUUUUGACCCAUUCUGCUUGAAGGCAGCCAACUAUGGUGAUGUUCACACUGUGUUGGAGACGCUCCAAGUACUCAACAUACGCCUAGAUGAACGGCAUUCCAUGAAGAUUGCUGGUAUGAGCCUGAAAGAUUGCACUCCUACUUCUGUUGGUAACACACAUUGGGUGCAGUUGGCAAAUGGUUCUGUAGGAGUUGGCAGCUGCAAUAGGGUAGAGAAGUCCCCAAAUGAAUGUGAAGGUAGUCGCAUAGAAGUUAAUGUUGGCCCGAUUAAAGACCCCCCUACGAAAAAAAUAAAACGGGCAGGUAGAAUUAAGUCAUGCGUUGAGAAGGCCAAGAAUGAGAAGGCGAAGAAUGAGAAGGGAAAGAAUGAUAAAGGGAAGAAUGCGGAAGCUAAGAAGAAACAGCAAGAAGCACCUAAGAAGGGGAAAGGCAAAGGAGUGAAACGCAAGGAGAAUGCAGACCCCCCUCCUCAGGUAUAA
Beta vulgaris subsp. vulgaris (sugar beet) is the source of this 861-nucleotide messenger RNA. RefSeq names its product protein FAR-RED ELONGATED HYPOCOTYL 3-like. Gene Ontology annotation, molecular function: zinc ion binding. Lineage: Eukaryota; Viridiplantae; Streptophyta; Magnoliopsida; Caryophyllales; Amaranthaceae. The record is from RefSeq and is a predicted model, not a curated record. Gene Ontology annotation, biological process: regulation of DNA-templated transcription. Bases 1 to 861 code for a protein of 286 amino acids. The transcript has a single exon.